GCCCGCUGCUGAGGUUCGGGGAGGAGCUGAGUUGGGCGGGGACUAGUGCUGGAGGAGGGGCGGGGUGGGAACGCUCCGAGAACCGGUGGCUGCACAGACGGAAAAAAAAAAAAAAAAAAAAAAAAAAAUCCGAAUGGCUGGAGAGCGUUCAACUCUUGCCAGCCUUUUUGGGCAGAGCACGGAUUUGACAGCUUCACAACGUGAGGAUAUCCGUUGACUCUGUGAGACAGAAAACACUUCCCGAGACUCCCUGUCCAGCAAAAGCAGCGCUGUAAGAUUGCAACUUUCCAACUUUGUUUUUUUCAAUCUGUCCGGAAGACCGCCCCUUCGUGUAGGAGAGAGUGAGAGGAUGAUUAAUCGUGUAGAUCAGUUCAAAACAUUAAUUUAAAAGACACUUCUGAUUCCUAAAUGAAACCCAGAUGUAUGUUUUCAUGACGUCUCGAGUUCUCUGAAUCUAUUGGAAAUUUCAUUUUAAAAAUACGAAGUGCUUUUGGGGCAUGCUGAAAAGUGAAGAGUGUAAAGAAAAACUGAUUGUCAUGGCUGAAGGAGAGAAUGAAGUGAGAUGGGAUGGAUUGUGCAGUAGAGAUUCAACUACUAGAGAGACAGCACUGGAAACCAUUAUGCAAAUCAUUUUGAGGAAAACCGAGUGUCUUCGAUCAGUGAAAGAGACAACUCACCGUCCUCCAGACGAAGUUUCAAAUGCUAUUUCUUUGGAUGAGCUGAAUAAGCUUCUUGCACAUCUGCUUAUGCUGGCAAAGAGAUGUCCCUUUAAAGAUGUAAGAGAGAAAAGUGAAUUUAUUCUGAAGAAUGUCCAGGAACUUGGAAUUAGAAUUCCUCGACCACUAGGACAUGGACCAAGCAGAUUCAUCCCAGAAAAGGAGAUUCUCCAAGUGGGCAGUGAAGAUGCACAGAUGCAUGCUUUAUUUGCAGAUUCUUUUGCUGCUUUGGGUCGAUUGGAUAACAUUACAUUAGUGAUGGUUUUCCACCCACAAUAUUUAGAAAGUUUCUUAAAAACCCAACACUACCUACUGCAGAUGGAUGGUCCUUUACCCCUACAUUACCGGCACUACAUUGGAAUAAUGGCUGCAGCAAGACACCAGUGUUCCUACUUAGUGAACCUGCAUGUGAACGAUUUCCUUCAUGUUGGGGGGGAUCCCAAGUGGCUCAAUGGCUUAGAGAAUGCACCUCAGAAACUACAGAACUUAGGAGAACUCAACAAAGUGCUGGCCCACAGACCUUGGCUUAUUACCAAAGAACACAUUGAGCGGCUUUUAAAAGCUGAAGAGCACAGCUGGUCCCUGGCAGAGCUGGUGCAUGCCGUAGUUCUGCUCACACACUACCAUUCUCUUGCCUCGUUCACAUUUGGCUGUGGAAUCAGUCCAGAAAUUCACUGUGAUGGUGGCCACACGUUCAGACCUCCUUCUGUUAGCAACUACUGCAUCUGUGACAUUACAAACGGCAAUCACAGUGUGGAUGAGAUGCAGGUCAGCUCACCCGGAAGUGUUUCGGUCAGUGACUCCUUCUUUGAGGUGGAAGCCCUCAUGGCCAAGAUGCGGCAGCUGCAGGAGUGUCGGGAUGAGGAAGAGGCCAGUCAGGAGGAGAUGGCUUCGCGAUUCGAAAUGGAAAAAAGAGAGAGCAUGUUUGUCUUCUCCUCAGAUGAUGAUGAGGGUACCCCAGCAAGAGACGUGUCUCGUCACUUUGAGGAUACUAGUUAUGGCUAUAAAGAUUUCUCUAGACACGGGAUGCACGUUCCAACCUUUCGAGUUCAGGACUAUUGCUGGGAAGACCACGGCUAUUCUUUGGUAAAUCGCCUGUAUCCAGAUGUGGGGCAGCUGAUUGAUGAGAAAUUCCACAUUGCCUACAAUCUUACCUACAAUACAAUGGCGAUGCACAAAGACGUCGAUACCUCAAUGCUUAGGCGAGCUAUUUGGAACUAUAUUCACUGCAUGUUUGGAAUACGUUUGUCUGUCUUAACAGGUAUGAUGACUAUGACUAUGGUGAAAUUAACCAGCUGCUGGAUCGUAGCUUUAAAGUUUAUAUCAAAACCGUUGUUUGCACUCCUGAAAAGGUUACUAAAAGAAUGUAUGACAGCUUCUGGAGGCAGUUCAAGCACUCCGAGAAGGUUCAUGUUAAUCUGCUUCUUAUAGAAGCGAGGAUGCAAGCUGAGCUCCUGUACGCUCUGAGAGCCAUCACCCGCUAUAUGACCUGAUGGCCCUCUUCCUCAGAUGCCUGGAAGGAUGAGCAGAUGGCGUCCUGGGGGGAGGCGCCCAGCCGCAGGACCAACGGCGGGUGCAAGGACUCGGAAGCCAUUGUGCCAGGCUCCUUUAGUUUCCGCUGUCUGACUGUGGAAAAGCUGCUGCUGGCUCACACGCAGAGCGUGAAGACAGGCUGCUGCUCACGGCGAGUGCUUUGUGACCGCCCGAGAUGCUGUGCGGCUGUUUCAGUACGGCAGACAGUGACUCUCCAAAGCCUGCUGCUUUUGUGUUAAAUGAGAUAACAAGAAUUGGAGCAUGCAGAGAACGGGGACUUGAAUAACGAUUUAAGGUUUCUAUGUAACAAGUUUAGAGGAUCUUGGUGCUGCUAUCCUGGCUGGCGGAAUAGUUAAGCUAUUAGUGAUUACAGUGAACGUUGCUACUAUCUGAGCCUACAUACAUACUUUGUGUGGUUUCAAAUUAAACUUGCAUACGUGUUAAUUUUUUGCAUCUGAAAAAGCAUAGAAUUCUUACCGCUCAGCAAAGACCAUUUGAUGGUAACAGUUCAUUUCUUAUAGUUAUUUUUAAAUUCAGUUAUUGGAGGAUAUUCAAUUACAGUGGCAUUCUUAAAAUGUUUUCUUUACUAAGCAAUCUGAAAGGAAAGUGUGUGGAGUGUAAGAAACCCCGGGUGUCUGGACACAAGGUUCUCCGACGCUGAGGACGGGCCGGUCCUUGGCAGCGCUUUUGCGCUGGGAGGCUGCUGUAGACUGCUGCGCAGUCCUGGGUGCGCUGGGCCCCUGUGCCUGCCUCCCAAGCCCUCCUUGAAUAAUAAAGCUGGAAAGUUAGGUUAUCAAAUUGGAUUUACCAAAAUGCUAACUUUGAAAUACAAACAAAUUUUAAAUAUGUAUUAAAUACUUUGUAUUCUGGAAGCGUGAAUUGCUUUUGAGGUCUGUCAGUAUUACUGGUAUUUUUCAAUAAAGAAUAAUUUUCUCCAA
This is a messenger RNA of Cavia porcellus (domestic guinea pig), 3187 nucleotides long. RefSeq names its product sestrin 1 (gene Sesn1). Gene Ontology annotation, cellular component: nucleus. The transcript has 10 exons. Lineage: Eukaryota; Metazoa; Chordata; Mammalia; Rodentia; Caviidae. Gene Ontology annotation, biological process: cellular response to leucine starvation; positive regulation of macroautophagy; negative regulation of TORC1 signaling. The coding region runs from base 498 to 2147 and encodes 549 amino acids. The record is from RefSeq and is a predicted model, not a curated record. Gene Ontology annotation, molecular function: oxidoreductase activity, acting on peroxide as acceptor; L-leucine binding.